AUGUGGAAUACAAUUCCGAAAUAUUGUUUUAAAGAUGUUUCUCGGAGCUUUCGAGGGAAUUAUUUCUGGUUUUUGCGUGAGUCGUCUGCAAACAUACAAAGAAAAGUCAACGUUGUGACUUUAACUACUCCAAGGAGAUUUACUAGCAGCAUGAAUAACUUACUUAAUGGUAACCUUCGGGACACAGACCCAGAAUUAUUUGAUAUAAUUAAAAAUGAGAAACAGCGUCAGAAAAGUGGUCUUGAAAUGAUUGCAUCUGAAAACUUUACUUCAAUUCCUGUUUUGCAAUGUUUGAGUUCCUGUCUCCACAAUAAGUACUCGGAAGGAAUGCCAAAUCAACGGUACUAUGGGGGAAAUGAAUACAUAGACGAAAUAGAAAUCUUAGCUCAAAAACGAGCAUUAGAAGCUUACCGUCUUAAUCCCGAGGAAUGGGGUGUUAAUGUCCAACCAUACUCUGGCUCACCAGCAAAUUUUGCUGUAUACACUGGCAUUGUUGAAGCACACGGUCGUAUUAUGGGUCUUGAUUUACCCGAUGGAGGUCAUCUAACCCAUGGUUUCUUUACUGCUACAAAGAAAAUUUCAGCCACAUCUAUAUUUUUUGAAAGCAUGCCCUAUAAAGUAGAUGCAACUACGGGUCUUAUCGACUAUGACAAAUUGGCAGAAACAGCAAGAUUGUUCAAGCCACGCCUCAUCAUUGCUGGGAUAAGUUGCUAUUCACGGUGCCUUGACUACAAGAGGUUUAAAGAAAUUGCAAAUGAAAAUGGUUCAUAUUUGAUGGGAGACAUGGCACACAUAUCCGGUCUUGUUGCUGCAGGUGUAGUUCCAAGUCCCUUCGAAUAUUGCGACGUUGUGACUACAACUACUCAUAAAACACUUAGAGGACCUCGUGCUGGGGUGAUCUUCUAUCGUAAAGGAGUUCGCUCAGUCAAUGCUAAGGGAGUGAAAAUUAUGUACGACUUGGAAGAUAAGAUUAAUAUGGCAGUGUUCCCUGGGUUGCAGGGAGGGCCCCAUAACCAUGCAAUAGCUGCAAUUGCUACAGCUAUGAAGCAGGCAACGAUGCCGGAGUUCGUUGAAUAUCAAACACAGGUAAUUAAAAACGCUAAGAGACUAUGUGAAGGAUUAAUAUCUCGCGGCUACAAGAUUGCCACAGGCGGUACUGAUGUACACAUCGUGUUGGUAGAUGUUCGCAACGUUGGCCUGAGUGGUGCGCGAGCGGAACGUAUACUGGAACUCUGUAGCAUCGCGUGCAACAAAAAUACUGUUCCUGGUGACAAAAGUGCCAUGAAUCCCAGCGGUAUUCGCCUUGGUACACCGGCCCUAACAACUAGAGGCCUUAAGGAGGCAGACAUAGAUAGAGUUGUAGAUUUUAUAGACAAAGCACUAAAACUUGCAGCAGAAAUUACAAAAAUAUCGGGACCAAAACUUGUAGAUUUUAAUAAAGUAAUUGAAGAGAACGCAGAGUUCAAGGAAAAGGUUCACAGUCUCAGAGAGAAUAUUGAAAAAUACAGCAGAGGCUUCCCGCUUCCUGGCUAUGAUGAUUAUUAA
Messenger RNA from Leptosia nina, 1545 nucleotides. NCBI's taxonomy places the organism in Eukaryota, Metazoa, Arthropoda, Insecta, Lepidoptera, Pieridae. The record is from the annotation of a GenBank genome assembly.